AUGCUUCUAUACAGGUCUCUGUUUGCCGCUUUCUUACUAUCUUUGUCUGCCGUCGCAUGGCAACACGAAACGAAUUUGAGCACCGCCAAUCCACUUAGUGCAGGUUGUGCCAAAGCAUGCGCAGAGCUAUCGUCUGAGUUUGGACCCAAUCUACACUAUCCAGCCGAUGGAAAUUUUACGGUUUGGGACGCCAAACAGACGGAGGUUGAAUCCGCCUGCCGCGUGGAGCCAUCCAAUUCCCAAGAUGUCAGCAAGGUCCUGAGCAUACUGGUCGAUCAUUGGUGUCGGUUCGCAGUAAAGGGCGGGGGCCAUGCUCGCAAUUCAGAUGAUUCGGUGUCGGUUGGCGGCGUGACCAUCGACAUGCACUUGAUGAAAUCCAUCCAAGUGGCUCCCGAUCAAAAAACGGUAAAUCUUGGCAGCGGCCACGUGCUUUAUACAAUGUACCACGGCCUCGAGGCGUUUAAUCUGACCACGAUAGGCGGUCGAGUCGCUGAUGUCGGAUUGGGUGGUUAUGCCUUGGGCGGAGGGAUUUCUAACCUCUCACCUAAAUACGGCCUGGCCGUAGACAACAUCUUUGAAUAUGAGAUUGUUCUGCCAAACGCGACGAUUGUGCAUGCGAGUGAACAUCAUAAUUCUGACUUGUACUUUGCACUUCGAGGUGGAAUGAAUAAUUUCGGUAUCGUGACGCGCUAUACCAUGCGCGCAGUGCCUCAAAAAUAUAUUCUAGGCGGCGACAAGACGUACAGCUCAAUCCAGAAGGACAAAAUCGCCAACGAAGCCUUUGACCUCACCACUACUUGGAAGAACGACACCGAUAUGGCGUUCUCCUAUGGUUACAGCUAUGACCAGGCAUCCGACCAAUUUUCCCUUAGUUUCUCGCAUGCAUAUGCGCGACCAGUUCUCCACCCAGCUCCCUUUACCCGCCUCGAAAGGAUUCCGUACAAGUCAAGUACGGUGCGCAUUGAUCGAAUGAGUAAUCUGAGUCUAGAAGGCGCUUCUCAUACCCCAUCCGGGAGCCGUAAUCUGUUCGCUACCAUGACAUAUCAGCUAUCCGCAGACAUGGACCGACGCAUCAUGGAAAUCAUGGCCGAAGAAAUCCAGCCUAUCAAACACGUGGCACAUUUCUUCCCCAACGUUAUUUUUCAACCUCUCUACGAAGGUGCAAUCCGCGCGGGACAUGAAAGGGGUGGAAAUGCUCUUGGGAUCAAAGCCGAUGGUCCCCUGACCAUUUGUCUUCUAACUGUGAUGUGGACUGAUCGUCAGGACGAUGAUGCUGUGAAUGCAUUUGUGCAAAAGUGGAUUCGACGCGUACAAGCCGCUACUGUACAAGCCGGAAGCCACCAUCACUGGCUUUACAUAAACUACGCUUACCACCAGCAAGACCCUUUCUCUGGAUAUGGCCAACGCAACAAACAAAGGCUGAUUGACGUGCAAAAGGCGAUCGACCAGCGGGGAGUGUUUACCUCUCGAGACUACUACACUCGUGUUCCCCGCCCGUACCAAAUUUGUGGCUACGAUGGCGCGGGAAUAGUAAUGAAAGCAGGACCUGAUUGUACGCUGUUCAGUGAAGGGGAUGAAGUUUUCUACUCUGGAAGUCCAGUCAGACACGGAUCCAACGCGGAAUUUCAGUUAGUGGAUGAGCGCUCUGUGGGACACAAACCAAAACGACUGGAUAUGACUGAGGCUGCUUCAAUGCCACUGACGUAUAUCACUGCAUAUCAGGCACUCGUUGAACAGAUGGAGAUUGAAACGAAGGAGAAUGCCGCAGUGCUUAUAAUCAAUGGAGCAGGUGGUGUUGGAGCCGUGGCUAGCCAAAUAGCCCGUCAGCUCCUCGAAUUGCCGGUUGUGAUUACAACCGCUUCCCGCCCGGAGAGCGUUGACUUCACAAAAAGAAUGGGAGCAACACAUGUUCUCAACCACAGGGAUGAUUUGGCAAAGCAAAUACAGAACCUCAACCUCGAUGUUCCUGUGAAGUACAUAUUUAUAACGCAUUCUGCCGACCAAUAUAUGGACGCGUGUGCAAAGAUUUGUAUGCCAUUCGGCAAAGUAUGCUCUAUUGUACAAGGUCAAGCCAAAAUGUACGGCACAGAGUUCAUGGCAAAGUCGUUGACCUUCAUAUGGUGCCUCAUUGGGACCAAACCUGUCUAUCACACGGAUGUGGAGUCUCACCAUCGAAUUCUAGAAGAUUUGAGCCGGCUGUUGGAUUCUGGAAGAAUUCGGUGUCAUUUGACUAGUCGAUUUGGUCUGACACUAAAUGGUCUUCGUGAAGCACACCGGUCGAUAGAGAGCGGAGGUAAUAUUGGAAAGACUGGUCUAACGAUUGGGGACAUUGGCGAUGCUGAACGUUUCAUGUGA
Messenger RNA from Penicillium arizonense, 2355 nucleotides. RefSeq lists its product as uncharacterized. The record is from RefSeq and is a predicted model, not a curated record. Gene Ontology annotation, molecular function: FAD binding; oxidoreductase activity; zinc ion binding. NCBI's taxonomy places the organism in Eukaryota, Fungi, Ascomycota, Eurotiomycetes, Eurotiales, Aspergillaceae. The coding region runs from base 1 to 2355 and encodes 784 amino acids. The transcript has 7 exons.